Tilletiaria anomala UBC 951 is the source of this 4061-nucleotide messenger RNA. RefSeq lists its product as uncharacterized. Gene Ontology annotation, biological process: mitochondrial tRNA 3'-end processing. The coding region runs from base 240 to 4022 and encodes 1260 amino acids. The transcript has 4 exons. The record is from RefSeq and is a predicted model, not a curated record. Gene Ontology annotation, molecular function: 3'-tRNA processing endoribonuclease activity. Gene Ontology annotation, cellular component: mitochondrion. NCBI's taxonomy places the organism in Eukaryota, Fungi, Basidiomycota, Exobasidiomycetes, Georgefischeriales, Tilletiariaceae.
GCUUCCAGACUGCUAUACAACGCACCGGCAAAGCCGGGAAGAAAUGUGCAGAGAAAGAACCAAGUUAUUCAAUUGCAAAAGAGAAAGCAGCAGGCGGAAGCGUAGGCAAGCCCUCCGAGCAACCCGACGUAUCAACGGCAACGAAUCUGCUUCCAGCUUCUCGGCGCACGGACAGUAGUGUCGAGACGGACGGCAAUACAGAGAACCAUCACCGUCCUCGGGACACCUUCAGGCGUAUCAUGCUUGGCGCACUCCGGAUUUUACCUGGGCCGACGGCCGACUCUGGCUGGGCACUAUGUCCUCCUGUCGUGCUCAAGUUCGACUCCGCGAGCUACUUCUUCAACGUGCCCGAAGGCACUUCCCGGACCAUGUCGCAACGCCGCGGGCCAACACUCGGCUUCAACAACAACCAAGGCGCCAUCUUCGUUCCUGCGACACAUGCGGAGGCGAUGGGAGGCCUGCAUGGGUUCUUGAUGGGGAUCGCGGACUCGGCCAAAAGUGGCAAACGGACCAAGGUCAAGCUCAUCGGCGCACCCAACUUCAAGCAUGCCAUCGCCGCUGGAAGGUCGUUCAACAAAAGAAGCACAAUUUCACUUGAGGUCGUCGAAGCCUCCUUCGUUCCUCCAUCCGUCCAGAGUAGCUCGAUGUCGCAUCCUGCUCUGACAAGCAUCUCCGACUCUAACUCCGCGCAAACUGAGCCCGUUCUCCCGUAUGGCGUGCAACUCCUGCAUGCCGACAGCUUGGUGAAAGUCUAUGGCGUGCAAUUACACAACAGCGCCUAUGACUUUACAAGCGUCGGAAAAGAGGAAGAAGCCUCUGAGGUGCCUCUAUUCGCCGAUAGCGAUGCAGCGGUCAACCGGAAUAAUGGAAGCCUUCCUCAUCCCGCGAAGCGAGCGAAGCUAUCGAACGACAGUACAGACGAGCAACCAGAGCCCAGGUCUGGAACGCAUUUCCCCAAAUUGAAGUUGCUAGAUGGUUCAUUGCAACAGCAUGAAGACUCUAGCACAACGUAUGACCCGAGCGUAGAUCCGGCGCCAUGGGAUACCGUUCCGGCAUGGUACGCGGGGAAGCUCCGAAAGCCGGAUGCCGCGCGCCUCGUUGAUGCAAUCAUUGCGGACAUGUACAAGUACAGGCCUGGCGCAAAAGCUUUCGAGCCAGAAGAACCCAGACUUGAAGCUCAGCCAACUGCCCAGAGUCCACCGCGAGCAAACGAGGAGAAACUGACUGAUGGCAAGCAGGCGCUCCAGGAGCCUGUUCCCAUGGGGACCACGCCAGCAUGGCUUCGCCACAGGUUGCCACCAGCUCCACUCAGCACUCGCCAUGCACCGAGGUUCCCCCGGAACCGAGCGGAGGCAGUGGACAGCGCCUUACCCCCCGUCACGCUGACGUACAUUGUCGAAACGCCAGCUAGGCGCGGCAACAUGGACGCCGCUAAGGCGGCCGCGAUCGGGGUACCGGCUGGUCCCGCGCUGGGUGUCUUGGCAGCGGGGCGUUCGAUCGAGCUCAAGCGCCCUGAAGCAUGGGAGAUAAUGGAUGUCACCGGACGCAAAGCUUGGCUCGAUGCGCAGAGGAAGGCUGCGCAGGUGGGAAAGGGCAAGAAGCAGAACAACAAGAAAAAGGAAACGGACAUGAAAGGAGAGCAACAAACGCCACUUACCGAAAUGAAGGUCGUUGAGUUUACAGUCACGCCUGACAUGGUUCUUGAGCCUUCACAGCCUGGAUCGGUGUUCAUACAAACCUAUCUUCCUUCGGUCUCCUACCUUCCGUCGCUUCUUGGAAGCAGAGCAUUCGAUCGAUACAAGCAGGCGUCAAGUACUGAUACUUCUGAACUGCAAGGACCGGCAAACGUCAUUCUGCACUGCGUGACAGCGGAGGUUCUAGCAGACGAAAGGUACCAAACAUGGAUGAAAUCGUUCCCUCCUGAGACGGAUCACAUCAUCUCUUCUCCAGACUUUUGUCCCAACACCCUCAAUUACCCAUCUGCCGCACUCGCUCAGCUUCGAUUAAGCAAGAUCGACGACAGCAUCUUCCGGCUGCCCAAAUACAGCUUACAACCCAAGAGGUCGUUGCAAAGCCUCGGCGACGGUGUGCUACCGGAACACUCCCGAGCGCUGGACGGAGAUCUGCGUAUCCGGUUCGCGCCAUACAUCCCGCAUGACUGCAGCGAUGCGACUCGCGAUAUCUCGAUUCCCCGGUUCGAUUUUGAACAUGAUAAUCUACAGGCGAGAGACUGGCUGGCAUCUAGCGCGGAAAACCUCGAGGUGGACAUGGAUCGCGAUUCGCUCGCGAAUACGGGCGUCUCAAUGGAGGCGGAUGUCUCUGCGACUGGAGCGACGCCCUCACUAGCUGAUCGAGAAACUGUUCGUCAAAGGCUUGAGCGAGCUCGAGCCCAAGUAUGGCCAAAGUACCUGGAAAUGGCAGCCCGGACGAGAUCGGAGGUGCAAAGGGAGGCAGCUACCAGGCAACCAGCUGCUGCAGGCUCGAUUCUCGACAAGGUCAUCAUCACGCCGCUUGGGACGGGCAGUGCCACUCCCAGCAAGUACCGCAAUGUCAGCGGCACGCUCAUCAGCGCACCUGAUUGUGGCAACAUUCUCUUGGACGCUGGCGAGAGCACAUACGGCCAGCUUUGUCGCCACUUUGGGGACAAGAUCGACAAUGUUCUUCGAGAUUUGAAGGUGAUCUUCAUCAGCCACAUCCAUGCCGAUCACCACCUUGGCCUCACGAGACUGUUAAACGCACGGGAGAGGCUUUGGCCGCCGCCAAGGGAAGAGAUAUUUAUCAUUGUGAAUCGACACAAUCGGACUGCACUGGCGGAGCACGAUUCCUUCGAAAACUUGGGCUUCCGCUCAAGACAUGUGCGGCCAAUCUGGAGCUCCAUGAUCAACAUUGACUCCGAGGAUAUGACCCAUCGAAGCUCUCCGCAAGGGUCGGACUCACGGAAGGCUGUGGCAGACCUGAUGAAGCAAAUGAAUCUGACACAGUUAAACACCAUACUCGUCACACACCGCACCCCACAAUGCUACGGGAUCAUUCUAAAGCAUCGAGACGGUUGGUCCGUAUCCUACUCAGGCGACACGAUGCCCUGCAAAGCCAUGGAAAACGCUUCGAAAGGUGUCACGGUCCUCAUCCAUGAGGCAACGCUCGAAGAUGGCCAAGAAGAAAUGGCAGCAGCGAAAGGUCACAGCACUUUUGGGCAAGCCAUCCAACUCGCGAAAAACGCCAAUGCCGAGCAUUGCUUUUUGACGCACUUUUCGCAGCGCUACCCCAAGCUCGCCCGUCUUGGCGGCGAUUCAGACCAGAGUGCUGGCAGUUUAGGCCCGACGGUAGCGAUGGCGUUCGACCUAAUAUCACUUCCCAUCUCAGACCUGUGGAAGAUGGACAGGUACAGACCAGCUAUGGAACUGUUAUAUCAAGCUGACGGAGACGCUGAGCGAGACAAGGAUAAAGACAAAGACAGAAAGAAAGAUGAGGAGAAGCAGAAUGAAAGAGAUGAUGAAACGCGAACGGAGGUGGACGAGCAGCAAAAUGAGCAGAAGAAGGAUACCGGUAAACCCGGAGACAGGCGGUGGAAGGGGACGCGCGACAACGGGCAAGAUGGCCCACAGCAGCGGCAGCAGCAAUGCGAAGAGAGUGUGAUCAUGGCUGAGCCACUCGUGCGAGCUCAACAGCAAAGUAAGUGGCUGCACGAAGUGGCGAUGGAUAAGGUCAUGCUGCCGGGUAGGAGAAUCCUAGCGCCAACUGCAAUCGUUCAGGCUCCGCAAGGGAAUUUGUCGAGGUCGCCGCACCACGGCGAUGGUAAAGCCUUGCAAGGACAAGCCCUCGUGCAUUGGCAGCAAGAAGUUCAGCGAGCACGACAGGCAGGGAAAUUGCCCAGGCUGCCGUAUCACGACAAUGGUAAACCCCUGCGCGGGCAAGAUCUCGUGCUUUGGAAGCAAGAAACUCAGAAAGCCAAGUUGCAAGCUGGACCCUCAUCAAGAAUGGCGCGCAAGCGUGGCUCGUCUUUCAUCUGUGUACUAUUGUGAGUACCUCGCGAGCGUGUCACGUGUAAGUCAUCAUUCCGG